Molecule: messenger RNA, 1284 nt
Organism: Uncinocarpus reesii 1704
Lineage: Eukaryota; Fungi; Ascomycota; Eurotiomycetes; Onygenales; Onygenaceae
Exons: 2
Coding region: 1-1284 (427 amino acids)
Molecular function (GO): dioxygenase activity
Source: RefSeq, a predicted model, not a curated record
AUGGUCGCCCGUCCUCUCCGAUUCCCAUCUCUCCCCUUGAUAUGCUUCUCGGGUUCCGGCAUUUCUUUACAACACAAGGACGACCCUCGCGACAGCGGCGAGAGCGCCACAGCCGACGGCCCUACCCGACAUCCCGACACAUCCUGCUCCAGAGACGAAUAUGGCGAUUCUCCCAGCCUCCCGGUUCCCAUUUCCAGCAACGUCCUCCCCCCUCCUUCUGCGUCCUCGACGGGAUCCUUGAUUCGUGUCUCUCUAGCAAGACUACUGUUAAAUGACCAGUUGGAGUUGCAGCGUCUGGGGGAAGCUUGCCGAGAGCACGGUGCUUUCUACCUGGAUCUCCAGAUGACAGAGAUCGGCAACCAUAUUUUGGAAGACGCCGAUAGGCUCUUUUUGCUUGGAGAACAGCUGUUUAAUCUUUCCUCCAGCGAAAAGGAAAAAUACGACAUGUGUAAGUUUGGUGGCUAUUAUGGGUACAAGGGCUAUCAAAAUCGAAUGAGAGACAUGAAAGAAUUUUAUGCGGUUUCAAAAGAUGACAUUCUAUCCAUCCCCUGCCCGAGGAGUGCAGCCAACGCCCGGCCAAUUCUUCCUCAGCCCUCCGCAAUCCAAUCCGCCUGCCCUCACAUUCAUUCGUAUAUCGAAUUAUCCCAUACCAUUGUCACCAUCCUUUUGCGUCACCUAACAGCACUUUUAAAACUUCCCGCUGGCACGCUGGAAAAUCUGCACCGUCAGUCAGCCUGCAGCGGAGAUCAAGUCCGGUGGAUCAAGAUCCAACCAAGCCGCGAAACGCGAGUUAACCGUGGCGAUGAAGUCUUGCUGGACGAGCAUUCGGAUUCCAAUAGUAUCACCGUGCUAUUUAACAGGAAAGGCGGGCUGGAAGUUCGACAACCAUAUCCCCAUGACAAGGAAAUCGGGACAAAUCAGGACGGAGAAUUCGGCCCUCCAAUUCGCUGGAUCAAGGCUGGGCCUCUUCCUGGGCACUGUAUCAUCCAUCUGGGUGAACAGAUUGCAAGGCUAUCCUCUGGCGUCCUCCGCGCCAGCGUGCAUCGCGUUUGCAUCCUCCCUGAGCAGCAACGAGCUGGCCCCCGAUAUUCACUCGUCUAUUUCGCUAGGCCAGAAGACAACGUCAUUUUGCAGCAGCUUGAGGGUGUUGCGGUGGUGCCCCAACCACAUGGCCCUGAUAAACCCGGCGUUGCGGGAGAGACGAGUAAAACCGUUGCGUGGAUCGCUCGUUGGGUAAGAAGGAGCAGGCGACGGCAGCACAAGUAUGAUGGGGAUUGCACCUAG